AUGGAUUACAUGCAAUGGUAUCAGCAGAAGGAUACAGCCAUGGUCUUGAUCGUGUUAAGUUAUGGUGCUACAGAUUUCAGUGACGGCGUUCUGAUCACUCAAUGGCCGAAGUACAUAUCCAGUCUUCCAGGCUCUUCAGUUGAAAUGCACUGUUACCAGAAUGAUACAAACUAUGACUACAAAUACUGGUACAGACAAAUAAAAGGAGAGCUAGUGCUUGUUGGGAGCUACAUUGUUAACUCUGGCUCAGUUGAGAAGGAUUUUGAAAGCGGCUUUACAGUGUCAACUGUUUUUAGUGAUGGUGUUCUGAUCACUCAAUGGCCGAAGCACAUAUCCAGUCUUCCAGGCUCUUCAGUUGAAAUGCACUGUUACCAGAAUGAUACAGACUAUGACUACAAAUACUGGUACAGACAAAUAAAAGGAGAGCUAGUGCUUGUUGGGAGCUACAUUGUUGCUUCUUCCACUAAUGAGAAAGGUUUUGAAACCAAUUUCACAGUGUCAAGUACAGAGACUAAGAAAUGGACCCUGAAAGUGGAUGUUAAGGAGGGGAUUGAUGCUUUGUAUCUGUGUGCUGCUAGCUCUGGCAAUCCUGCAUACUUUGGCAAUGGCACUAAACUUACAGUUCUAGCUUUAGUGUGUGUGGCCUCAGGCUUUUAUCCCGACCAUGUGAGUGUGUCCUGGAAAGUGAAUGGCGUAGAGAGACAGGACAGUGUAUCAACUGAUACCUCAGCCCAACAGAACAAGACAACAUUAAUGUACCAUAUCAGCAGCAGAAUAAAAGUUAAUGGCACGGACUGGAUGGAUCCCAAGAAUAGCUUCGCCUGUACCGUCCAGUUCUUCAACGGAGAUGAAUAUGUCAAUGUCACAAACACCAUAAACGGUCAAAAAGUGAAGCCGAAAGGAUUGAAACUGCUUGGCUUUGGCUACAUCCUAUUCCUCAGCAAAAGCCUGCUGUAUGCGCUGGUUGUGGCUGGUGUGGUGUGCAAACUAAAGUUCUCAGCGAAGAAGAAACAAUUACCAGAAGACUGAGAUGCGUUGAAAAUGUGUGACUUUAGGCCAGAAGUGACUUUCUUUGUUAUUUACAAGUUGUAUAAAAUAUCUGUGUAUUGCCGACAAUUUACUAGAUUCAUGUUUGUUAUAUUUGUGUAUGACAUCA
This is a messenger RNA of Sinocyclocheilus grahami, 1156 nucleotides long. RefSeq lists its product as uncharacterized. The transcript is spliced from 7 exons. Lineage: Eukaryota; Metazoa; Chordata; Actinopteri; Cypriniformes; Cyprinidae. The record is from RefSeq and is a predicted model, not a curated record. The coding region runs from base 1 to 1029 and encodes 342 amino acids. Gene Ontology annotation, cellular component: plasma membrane. Gene Ontology annotation, biological process: cell surface receptor signaling pathway.